GUUGGCUCGAGUGGGUCGGGGCUUGGCAAGGUUCGAAAAAGAUGGAGGAUGGAGAGACGACUCCGAGGCGAAGUACGACUUCGGACGACAUCUCACAAUGCUGCCAAGCAGAGGGCUGCGGCCCGCUCAGAUCGCUCCGCUGAGCUCGCGCCAAUCGACAUAUAUCUGCAGCAAUGCUUCAAGAAAGUUCUCGUCGCUCCCCCGCACCGCCGGUCUUCCGCGCUCCUCUCGCACACGCCCGCUGUCGGCUCAAUGGAGGGCGGGCGCAGGCGCGAACCCAUACGUCGCCCUGAACGCAUCGGCUGUCCGCUACGGGUCAUGGUACGCGCCAUGGAGCUGGGGUCGCUCCAGCACGCCAGGCGGUCCUACCGAGACGGUGCCCGUCGCUGAGUUCUCGAACACGCCCGCACCGCCCGCCGCGCCCACCUCGCCCGUCUUCGAGCCAGAGGUCACGACCGCCACGCCCGAGAUCGCCCCCGCGGGCAUCGACAAGGCCGCCGUCACGGAGAACAACAUCACGCCAGCCGAAAACACAUCGACCCUCGACGCGCAGACGCUAGAGGAGCUCCUCGGCAACGACCCCGUCAAGGACGUCGUUCCCAAGAUGGAGAUUGACCCUACACAGCUCAUCGACCACCCCGGACAGCUCGCAGAGCUAGGACUGGACUACGGCUACGGCAUCACGACCACAUUUCAGAGGCUCCUCGAGACCAUCUAUCUGGACAUGGGCUGGGGCUGGGCAGGGACCAUCAUCGCAGCCACCGUCGUCGUGCGUAGCGGCAUGUUUGUGUUCCAGGUUCUCAGCUCGGACAAGAUGGCCGGCAUGGCUGCCUUAAAGCCGCUGACUGGUCCUCUGUCGGAAAAGAUGAACGCCGCCAUUGCUGCUGGCGACAAGCAGAAGGCGGAUCUGUACAAGAUGCAGCAGGCAGCCAUUCUGAAGCCUCACAUGGGCGGCAUGGUCUGGAUGGGAGGCUUCACCCUCGUUCAGGCUGCUGUCGGUUUCUGCGCUUUUCGAUGCCUCCGAGCUAUGGGAGAACUGCCUGUACCUGGAAUGACGACCGACGGCUUUCUGUGGUUCUCCGACUUGAGCGCACGCGAUCCUUACUUCCUUCUGCCAGCUGGCACUACCUUCAUCAUGUACAAGAUCUUCAAGAGUGGUGGCGAAACAGGCGUCGCAGAUGUGACCGCCGAGGGUGCCACACGACGCAAGCUCAUGACUUUCAUGGCUUUCUUCAUUGGUGCCAUCACCGCAUUCCAAGCUUCGGCUCUACAGCUUUACUUCCUUAUGUCUGGUAUUAUCGGCGCUGGUACUGGUUACCUCCUCAAGCAGAACAGCUUCAGGCGUCUGAUCCGCAUUCGACCUCUUCCUACGCCCGAAAGCAACGAGGUCUUCUCCAAGGUCAUCAAGGGCGAGCUCAAGCUCAAGGACAUCAAGGGUCCCGAUGGCAAGAUCCGCUACUCGCCCCCUUCUCUGCCCAAGUCAACCACACGUCGCAACGCUACCCUCGCUGGCGGGGCCAUCAGGAUCAAGGAGGGUACUACACUGCCUCUGCACCUGCGUCCUGAGCAGCCCAAGAUCGACACGGAAUUCCCCGAUCGUGACGCCGAUUUCGAGGCAGGCCCCAAGGGCAGCCUGACCGAGAAGCUUGACUACUACCGCCGCAACUACAAGAUGGCCUACGUCAAGCGCAGGGUGGGCGACAGCAUGAGGGGUAUGAUGCAGAGGGCUGGUUACGAUGUUGGAACCAACCUUAGCAGGGAAGAGGAGAAGAGGAAGAGGAAAGCAGACCAGUACGAGGUUGAGAGGAGAAGGAGAUUCGAGAACCGAAAGUGAAGCACCGAGUGAGACUGUACAAUACUGCAUGUUUGGAUUAUAUCAUGGGCACAGGCAUAUGAAAGGUGGACGU
Molecule: messenger RNA, 1907 nt
Organism: Boeremia exigua
Lineage: Eukaryota; Fungi; Ascomycota; Dothideomycetes; Pleosporales; Didymellaceae
Product: mitochondrial export translocase Oxa1
Exons: 3
Coding region: 98-1834 (578 amino acids)
Biological process (GO): protein insertion into mitochondrial inner membrane from matrix; mitochondrial respiratory chain complex IV assembly
Cellular component (GO): mitochondrial inner membrane
Molecular function (GO): membrane insertase activity
Source: RefSeq, a predicted model, not a curated record